Molecule: messenger RNA, 7744 nt
Organism: Hyla sarda
Lineage: Eukaryota; Metazoa; Chordata; Amphibia; Anura; Hylidae
Gene: PHF8
Product: PHD finger protein 8
Exons: 22
Coding region: 387-3368 (993 amino acids)
Biological process (GO): regulation of transcription by RNA polymerase II; protein demethylation
Molecular function (GO): histone demethylase activity; transcription coregulator activity
Source: RefSeq, a predicted model, not a curated record
AUUGACAGGAACAUGUCGCUGAACUCUGAUGCUGACUCUGGGAGGAGCUAGCAGGCUAAUGGCGUCGCGAAGGCCUAAGUCCCCUCCGUCACCUAUGUCGCGGUUUUCGCGGUUCCAGUGUGGAUUUGACCCUACAGAGCUCAUUCUCUGACCGGCUGCGGUUCUCCCGUCCCCGCGGCCGCCCCUGUCAGCCGCCACCGUUCACACCUCGGCUGGAGUGCGGGCGCCGCACCAGGCCUCGGCCUCAGGAUCCCUCCGCCAUCUUCCUUCCUACAGAACAAUUUACUGGUGGCAGACUGUUACACCGUGACCCGGAUCGUCCAUGCGUCUGUCACCUCCUGCGGGGAGAUAAACAGGAGGCUCCCAGCACCAUCUGACGGAGCAACAUGGCAUCUGUGCCCGUCUACUGCCUGUGCCGUCUGCCCUAUGACGUGACCCGCUUUAUGAUCGAAUGUGAUGUCUGCCAAGACUGGUUCCAUGGCAGCUGUGUCGGCGUGGAGGAGGAGAAGGCCUCAGAGAUCGACCUGUAUCAUUGUCCGAACUGCCAGAUCACCCAUGGGCCGUCAGUCAUGAAGAAAAGACGAGGAACAAUAAAGCAAGACCCUUGUAUAAGCAAAGACGUGGGGAAGCCUGUGCAGACCGGCAGCGCCAGCUUUAUUAAGGAACUAAGAAGCAGGAACUUCCCAAGUGCGGAUGAGGUGAUCCUAAAGCCGCAGGGAGCUCAGCUAACCGUGGAGUACUUGGAGGAGAACAGUUUUAGCGUCCCGAUCCUUGUUCUGAAAAAAGACGGACUCGGGAUGACCCUUCCCCCUCCCUCCUUCACAGUGAAUGAUGUGGAGUACUAUGUAGGGCCAGAGAAAGAGAUUGAUGUCAUUGAUGUGACAAGACAAGCCGACAUGAAGAUGAAGCUGAAGGAUUUUGUGAAAUAUUACAAUGGCCCCAAAAGGGAGAAAGUGCUGAAUGUUAUCAGCUUGGAGUUCUCAGAGACAAGAUUAUCUAACCUUGUGGAAACUCCGAAAAUUGUCCGCAAACUUUCCUGGGUUGAAAACCUGUGGCCCGAGCAGAGUGUUUUCGAGAGACCGAAUGUUCAAAAAUACUGCCUGAUGGGCGUCAAGGACAGCUACACGGAUUUCCACAUAGACUUUGGGGGCACUUCUGUCUGGUACCAUGUGUUAAAGGGAGAGAAGAUUUUCUACCUGAUCCAACCUACUAAGACUAACCUGGCCUUGUUCGAGUGUUGGAGCAGCUCCUCCAACCAGAAUGAAAUGUUCUUUGGCGAUCAGGUGGACAAGUGUUACCGGUGUUCAGUCAAACAGGGGCAGACGCUCUUCAUCCCCACAGGGUGGAUCCAUGGAGUGCUUACUCCAGUGGACUGUUUGGCUUUUGGUGGAAACUUUCUGCAUAGUCUGAACAUUGCCAUGCAGCUCAGAGCGUAUGAAAUCGAGAAGAGGCUGAGUACGGCGGACCUCUUCAAGUUUCCGAAUUUUGAGUCAAUUUGUUGGUAUGUGGGGAAACACUUACUGGAUACAUUUAGAGGUCUAAGAGAAAACAGAAGACACCCAGCCUCUUAUUUACUGCAUGGAGCCAAAGCCCUGAACACUGCGUUCAAAGUUUGGACCAAGAAGGAGGCGAUUAUGGAUCAUGAGGAGGAGAUUCCAGAGACCAUCAUUACUGUUCAGCUCAUAAAGGAUUUGGAUCGUGAAGUUAAACUAAUGGAGGAUAUUUUCCAUCAAAACAUUGAGAAAGCUGGCAGUCUGUUGGGUAUGGCUCGAAGUCCUAUCACUGGCGCGUCCUCUCCUGUCAUGUCACUGCUGGCCAAGAAUUCCAAGAGGAAAUGUCUCAAAACGAAGGAACUGUUAAAGAAAGGAGGAAGGAGCCUUCAGGAUGACAUGAGCCCGGAGAUGUCUGACAUGACGGGGAAAACCCUGAUUCCCAAGGCAGAAGAUGACCUCAUGGAUGAACUUGACGAAAAGCCAGAUUCCUGCCUCUUGGAUUCAGAAUUAACCGAGAGUAAACUGCGACUGGUACUGGCCAAUGGGACGAACAUGAGUGGCAAAAAGAUUCGCGUAGGAGCAGGAAGUCGGCGACAAGGGGCCGUCACAAAAACCCCUAAAAGUGAAAUUCUGGAUCCAGAACUUUCCCCCAGUGAUCCUUUCUUCAUGGACUCUGAAGAUGACCUUCAGAUUGAUGAGACGCCACGAAAAGAGAGAAAGCUGCCCCCACCAAAACGGAAGCUCCACAAGUUCCCAAGGAAACUCCCGAGAGCAAAGCCCUGUUCAGACCCCAACCGAGUGAGGGAGCCCGGAGAGCUGGAGUUUGAUGUGGAGGAAGAUUAUACCACGGAUGAGGAAAUGGGAGAAGCUGACGGAGACCAACUUGGCGCCAGCAGUGGAGGAAUACUGGACCUUCUGAAGGCGAGUCGGCAGGUCGGAGGCCCAGACUACUCUGAAAUCGAUGAAGCUCCGGCAUCUCCCAGCACCCAAGAAGCCAUCCAGGGCAUGCUCUGCAUGGCAAAUCUACAAGCCGCCUCCUCCUCCUGUACCCCCUCCAGUCUGCAGGCUUGGUGGGCAGCAGGGCAGGAGGGUGGUGCUUCAGGAGGUAUACCGCCGGGUGGGGGCAAAUCUGCAGGGAGUAACAAGGCCGGCAGCAACGGAACGGGAAACAGUAAAGUUAUUCUGAGGCCCGGAAAACGGCCGGUGAGACGCCCGGCACAUCGCAGCAUGGACAGUGAGGAUGAGGACGACAGCGCGGACGAGCAGGAGACCCUGGGAGCGUGCUUCAAAGACUCCGAAUACAUUUAUCCUUCUCUGGAGUCAGAUGAUGAUGACCCGGCCCUCAAGUCACGUCCCAAGAAAAAGAGACAGACAGACGACGCUCCUUGGAACCCGAAAGCGCGUGUUACUCCAACGCUUCCUAAACAGGUUCGGCCGGUGCGGGAGGGGACACGAGUGGCCUCAGUGGAGACGGGCCUGGCGGUGGCUGCAGCGAGGCUUUCUCAGCAGGAGCAACAGAAAUCUCAGAAGAAAAAAGUUGCAAGUAAGAAGAAGCCGCCAAGUGAACCCGAGCCCCCAGUUAUCCCAUCCGAACCAGAACCUGCUCCACCAGAACCACAGGUUGAGGUCUUCUCUGGCAGUCUUGUGGACCAUGAAUACACAGCAGGACCCAAUAUAUUUGGGAUGGCCCAGGUCAACCGAGGCACUACCCCCAUGGCACCAGGUGUCUUCCUAUCGCACCGGCGGCUUUCUGCUACCUCUCCAACAAGUCAAGUCGUUCAGGGGAAGAGACCCAAGAAAGGUUUGGCCACAGCAAAACAGCGUCUGGGCAAGAUCUUAAAAAUCCACAGGAAUGGUAAACUGCUUCUGCUGUGACCUUCUUCUUCCUCCCUCUACGCUCUCACUUGACCCUCCGGUUGAAUAGACUUUUAGUAGGGGCCAUUGGACAAAAGCCCUCAGAGAGAAAGCACAGCUGCCCCACCCCCGGCUCUGUGCCCCACACUUAUUUUUUUUAAGAACUGAAUAUAAACAUUACACAUUUUACAGAGAAACAAACCAAAAAGGCAGGCUGGACAAAGACCCCCCCCCCUCCAGCAGGUAAAAGACAAAAUGUGACGUCAGUCAUGUGACCUCCUUGUUCAUGUUAGGACAUUUAAACAUGGAGCGCGGAUUAAUUGAAAGGUACGGACACUCAGCUGUGACACCUUUCUAAGGCCAUGGAGACAUUUGUCGUAACCAAAGGGGUAGUAGAACGAGAACAAAAAAAAAACAAUAUUUAUCUCUACCCACCCUUACUACGUCUCCUGUCUCUGGUUCACCCACCGGCGAUGUCGGUAAAAUCAGGAUUUUAGGAUAUUUUUUCAACACAAUUGUAUUAUACUGAGCACUUGUCCUUGAACGACCUGGCUGUUGUGAGCGCCGGAAUCGGUCCAUACGUGCGCGCGUUUGUUGCCGGGGCACCAGACGGAUCCGGAUCUCAUGCCAUUAUUGGCUUUUAAACAAAUGGAUAAGAUUGAGGAAGGAACUCCGCAUCUGUUUCUUACCUCGAUCUAUACCGGAGGAUGUUAAAUGCGGAGUUCUCCCCCAAAGGUCCCUCCUUGUCCAUCCUGCCUUCCGCAUUACAUAGAAGAUAUUUUCUCUUUAUACAGAAGCUGUAAUGACGAACUGAUUAGAGAACGUGGGUCUGGUUAAAAGGGAACUCUUACAGCGGGUUAGUUUUGUUACCACACUCCGGACCCUCGCCCAACUUUCUGUUCCUUAUCUGGAGGAAAGAAGAGAGAAUUUACUCCUGUUUUCACAUUUUUCGGAAGGGGUAAAUGCGAACAAGAUCCGGGAUGAGACGGCUACAUCCGUGGAAACAGGCAUCUGUGUCGGGAUUUUUUUUUUUUUUAAAUCUGAAACGUGUUUAGUGACGUUUGCAGUGCAGUAAUACCAUAUAGGUUGGCUGGCGCAGGUCUAGGGCCGUGUUUCCCAACUAGGGUGUCUCCAGCUGAUGCAAAACUACAACUCCCGUCAUGCCCAGACAGCCUUCGGCUGUCCGGGCAUGCUUGGAGUUGUAGUUUUGCAACAGCAGGAGGCACCCUGGUUUGGAAACGCUGGCCUAGGUUUAUGCCACGUUACAUAUCUGCACCAGAACACAAAGGUCGCUUGUCUUUUGAAGAGUGUGAAGAGGUUGGGGCUCUCAGUGCAGCAUCUUUGGCUUGGUUUACUUACCAAAUUUUUCGUUUCCUGGAGUCCGUAGGCAGCACAAGAACAAAUAGCCUGUGCUGCUGAAGGACGAUCAGGGAAAAAGGUUUAUUGAGGGAAAUACUUGACUCUCCGAUCAUUAAAAGUAUGAUGUUAAAGGGGUUUUCCAGCAAAAGAAACAACCUGUGUAUGGUGUCAGUCACACUUUCUGAAAACAGAGCUCCUGUCAUUGCUUCCCCCUCCUCUCCUGUCUGCUGAGAACCAGACCAGAUAAGAGGGGGAGCUCAUAUUACUGCUCAAUUUUAAUGGCAGUAGGAAGCCUUUCUUAGAUAAGACAGCAGGGUGCCUAUUCUGAGACAAACUACUGUGACUUAGACAGGCUUUCUGCUGCCUUAGCUCUGAUCAGUAAUAUAAGCUCCCCUUCUUGACAUCACUGGUCUGGUUUUGAGCAGACAGGAUGGGAGAGGAUAGCAGGGACGGGGGCUCUGCAUUGUCCAGGGCUGGUGGUCGCUAAAAGGGAUUCUAAAGGACAGUAUAUAGCUCUAUAACAUUGUGCUCCAAACUGUGGACCUCCAAAACAACAACUCCCAGCAUGCCCGGACUACAUGUAACUACAGUAUCUUUCUUGUAAAUAGUGUUUGGAUACUUUUAUAUUUAAUUGGGACAACCCCUAUGAAGGAAUAGGACAAAAAAAAAAAAAAUAAUAUAUAUAUAUAUAUAUAUAUAUAUAUAUAUAUAUAUAUAUAUAUAUGUAUACACACACACAGUGGGGCAAAAAAAAGUAUUUAGUCAGCCACCAAUUGUGUAAGUUCUCCCACUUAAAAAGAUGAGAGGCUGUAAUUUCCAUCAUAGGUUAUAACCUCAACUAUGAGAGACAGAAUGAGAAAAAAAAAUCCAUAAAAUUACAUUGUCUGAUUUUUAAAUAAUUUAUUUGCAAAUUAUGGUGGAAAAUAAGUAUUUGGUCAAUAACAAAAGUUCAUCUCAAUACUUUGUUAUAUUCCCUUUGUCGGCAAUGACAGAGGUCAAACGUUUUCUGUAAGUCUUCACAAGGUUUUCACAGACUGUUGCUGGUAUUUUGGCCCAUUCCUCCAUGCUGAUCUCCUCUAGAGCAGUGAUGUUUUGGGGGUGUCUCUUGGUAACACAGACUUUCAACUCCCUCCAAAGGUUUUCUAUGGGGUUGAGAUCUGGAGACUGGCUAGGCCACUCCAGGACCUUGAAAUACUUUUUACGAAGCCACUCUUUUUUUGUUGCCCGGGAGGUGUGUUUGGGAUCAUUGUCAUGCUGAAAGACCCAGCCACGCUUCAUCUGUAAUGCCCUUGCGGAUGGAAGGAGGUUUACACUGAAAAUCUCACCAUACAUGGCCCCAUCCAUUCUUUCCUUUACACAGAUCAGUCGUCCUGGUCCCAUUGCAGAAAAACAGCCCCAAAGCAUGAUGUUUCCUCCCCCCAUGCUUCACAGUAGGUAUGGUGUUCUUUGGAUGCAACUCAGCAUUCUUUCUCCUCCAAGCACAACGAGUUGAGUUUUUACCAAAAAGUUCUACUUUGGUUUCAUCUGACCAUAUGACAUUCUCCCAAUACUCUUCUGGAUCAUCCAAAUGCUUUCUAGCAAACUUCAGACGGGCCCAGACAUGUACUGGCUUAAGCAGGGGGACACGUCUGGCACUGCAUGAUUUGAGUUCCUGGUGUUGUAGUGUGUUACUGAUGGUAGCCUUUGUUACUUUGGUCCCAGCUCUCUGCAGGUCAUUCACUAGGUCCCCCCAUGUGGUUCUGGGAUUUUUGCUCACUGUUCUGAUCAUUUUGACACCACAGGGUGAGAUCUUUGCUCACCAUUCUUGUGAUCAUUUUGACACCACGGGGUGAGAUCUUGCGUGGAGCCCCAGAUCAAGGGAGAUUAUCAGUGGUCUUGUAUGUCUUCCAUUCUCUAAUAAUUGCUCCCACAGUUGAUUUAUUCACACCAAGCUACUUGCCUAUUGCAGAUUCAGUCUUCCCAGCCUGGUGCAGGUCUACAAUUUUGUUUCUGGUGUCCUUCGACAGCUCUUUGCUCUUGGCCAUAGUGGAGUUUGGAGUGUGACUGUUUGAGGUGUAUACAGGUGUCUUUUAUACUGAUAACAAGUUCAAACAGACGCCAUUAAUACAGGUAACGAAUGGAGGACAGAGGAGACUCUUAAAGAAGAAGUUACAGGUCUGUGAGGGCCAGAAAUCUUGCUUGUUUGUUGUUGACCAAAUACUUAUUUUCCACCAUAAUUUGCAAAGAAAUUCUUUAAAAAUCAGAAAAUGUGAUUUUAUGGAUUUCGUUUUCUCAUUCUGUCCCUGUGUUUAAAAAAAAAAAAAAAUUGUGAUGAAGGAUAAAAAAAACUACUAAUUCUAAUUCUUAAAAAUUAAGAAUCAUAUUAGAUUUUUUUAAAAUAGUUUUUUUUGUUUUUUUAAUCAUUCAGAGCUAACACCAAGUCUUGGUUUUUCAGCUUUAUCAUUACUCAAGUCAUUGGGACUGAGCUGCCAUUCCAGAGACAGCCUACCAACCAGGAUGGCGCUGUUGGCACCAUUGACCUUAUUUUAACCCCCUUCUGUCUGCCAAGUGACUUUACAGUCGUUCACCCUGCCCGUUUUGCUGCACUGACCGCCCGUCCCUUUCAUCCAUAUCCGCUUCGUAGAUUUAAUACCAGAGACUCCUUAUUUUUCCACAUGUUUUUUUUAAUAACACAUGAAUGGCUCAGGACGAACACACAAUAAUAACAAAACCGCAACUCAAACUAAAUAAACUCUACCAGCCAAGGGAAUGAGGUUUUACGCAGUUUGUACAGUUUUGUUUUGUUAUUUUAUUUUUUUUAACAGAACAUAAAGCAAAAAAAAAAACUAAAUAAAAAAAAACACAAAACAAAACACCGCCGCACCAUUGCAGAUGUGUGAAUAAAGUUCUCACCGUGUUGGCGCAUCGGCUUCAUAUUGUCAGGCAGCCGCGUACGAAGCGUUUCCUACGUCCAGGUUUCUGUUUACGAUUUGUAAUUUAUAUAUUUUUUUAGACUGUCUGGUUUUCCCCCCUAAGUAGCUAUAAAAGAAUACGGCUGC